Molecule: messenger RNA, 2871 nt
Organism: Pimephales promelas (fathead minnow)
Lineage: Eukaryota; Metazoa; Chordata; Actinopteri; Cypriniformes; Leuciscidae
Gene: ubash3bb
Product: ubiquitin associated and SH3 domain containing Bb
Molecular function (GO): protein binding
Source: RefSeq, a predicted model, not a curated record
GUCAAGCAUGACGAGUGAACGCUAGUUUGACAAGCAUAACACUUGAGCUACGUGUCUAAAACCACGUGACCUGCCUAGAUAGCUGUAAUUUUCUUUUUCUUUUUUGGCAUACAGGCGCGUUGCUCAAAUAUGCUGAGCUUGAAACCCGCCUGAUGGUCAAAUGUGUUUUAGUAUUGUAGGUGACUGACUGUUUUUGAGACGCAGACAUUAUAGCUUGUUAAUCUACUGUACUACUACUGUAUACAAACAUACGCUGCCGCUGUCAGGAGGAGGGACCGAUUAUGCGCUUAUUGCAGACAGUAUAAGCAGAUGUGGAUGUGUCGUACCCGACUAUCGUCAGUAUCAUUUGAUUGGGACUAAGGAUGGCAGCAAAGGAGGAUCUUUACUCAAAGAUUAUUCCGCGCAGACUGAGACAGAACAAUUGCGUCUCUCUCAAACAUGGAUCCAAUCUGGACGUGCUGCUGUCGAUGGGAUUUCCUCAGAUGAGAGCGCUGAAAGCUCUGGCAUCAACUGGAGGCAGAAGUGUUCAGCUUGCAUGUGACUGGCUUUUCUCACAUUUGGAUGACCCUUUCCUGGACGACCCUUUACCCAGAGAGUAUGUGCUCUACCUGCGCCCCAGUGGGCCUUUACAAAACCAGCUUUCCCAUUUUUGGCAGCAGUCUCGCUUAACUUGUGGAAAGAACAAAGCUCACAACAUAUUUCCACACAUCACACUCUGCCAGUUCUUUAUGUGUCCAGACAAUAAACUAGUGGACCUGUGUGAAGCUCUGCAGUCUACAGUGAAUCAGUGGAGAGGACGCUUCCCCAGCCCUUUGCCCCUGGAGCUCUACACCUCCACCAACUUCAUUGGCCUCUUUGUGGAGGAGCAGGUGGCUGAGACACUGAAGAAGUUUGCGGCUGACUUUGCUGUGGAGGCUGCCACUAAAGCUGAUGUCCAUGUGGAACCACAUAAAAAGCAGCUUCAUUUGACUCUAGCCUAUCACUUCCCAACCAAUCAUUUUUCUUGCUUGGAAAAGUUGGCAAGAGGGAUUGAGGUGAAACUAGGUUGUGACUGGCUAGCUGCCCUCUUUUCACGGGACAUAAGAUUUGCGAAUCACGAGACUUUGCGAGUGAUGUACCCCUACACUCCUCAGAAUGACGAUGAGCUGGAACUGGUGCCAGGAGACUUUAUCUUCUCAUCUACAGUGGAGCAAAUGAGUACCAGUGAGGGCUGGGUGCACGGCACGUCUCUGGGAACAGGCAUCUCUGCACUGCUGCCGGAGAAUUAUGUGAGCCCUGCUGAUGAGUCUGACACGUGGGUGUUCCACGGAUCACACUCCUUCUUUUGUACUUCUCCUUCGGAAAAGUGUUCCAAAGAGAGCAAAGUAUUGGAUGGGCUGCUCAACCUUCGAUGCUUUGAAAACUCAAAGCUGGGAGAGUCUGCCAUUUUGAGUGUUAUUUGCCAACCAAUGCAGAUGCUUCGUUCCAACAUGCAGUCUCAGACCCCUAAAAGGACCCUGUUUGUAUGUCGGCAUGGAGAGAGAAUGGAUGUUGUGUUUGGGAAACACUGGUUCUCACAGUGUUCUGACUCCAAAGGCAGGUAUGUGAGGAGGAACCUAAAUAUGCCUGCUGCACUGCCUGCCUGGGGUGGAGCGCACAGGGACUAUGAAAUGGAUGCUCCUAUCACAGUGGUUGGAUCUACGCAGGCUAAGACAGUGGGUGAGGCUCUGCUGGAAAGUAAUACCAGUAUUGAUUUUGUGUACUGCUCGCCCAGCCUCCGAUGUGUCCAGACAGCUCAUGAAAUUCUCAGAGGAAUGCAGCAAGAUGGCACCAUAAGCAUUAGAAUUGAGCCUGGGCUUUUUGAGUGGACUAAAUGGGUGUCCGGGACAUCUUUGCCUGCUUGGAUACCCCCCACAGAACUUGCUGCGGCCAACCUUAAUGUAGACACAACGUACAGACCCCACAUCCCCAUUAGCAAGCUAACCGUCUCAGAGGCGUAUGACACGUACAUAAGUCGGAGCCACCAGGUGACCAAAGACAUUUUGGCAUACUGCAAAAAUAAGGGCAAAAAUAUUCUGUUUGUGGGACAUGCUUCCUCUUUGGAGGCCUGCACUCGUCAGAUCCAGGGUCUUUCUCCCCAGAACCCUAAAGAUUUUGUGCAAGUAGUCCGAAAGAUUCCCUACCUGGGUUUCUGUGCCUGUGAGGAGCAGGGGGACUCAGGAGUCUGGCAGCUUGUGGAUCCACCAAUUCUUCCUUUAACUCAUGGGCCCAACCACAGCUUCAGCUGGAGAGAGACCUUACAGCAAUAAUGAUCUUAUCUGCUGGGUGAUUCCACAAGAGACUGAAAUGCUACCUGCACUUAGAAUAUUUUUUUUAAACCGAUCUAAUCUGUCACGUUUUAAGUUAUGCAAAUUAGAUAUUGAUACAGGAUGUGGCAGAGCUUUUGUUUGCAGGUGGACAGAGGAGACUGCACUGAAAAAUGAACAUUUGUGGUAGUGUUUACUGAGCCUUUAAAGAGGCUUUCUCAGGGCAUUGGCUAUCACUUUAACUGGUCAAAAUGCACAGUGGCAUAAUGCAGCACUUAUUGUAAAGAUUACAGAUCAUGUCCUGCCAUGCAAAUAUGUACAAUUCUGCAAGAGCUUAAAGGCAGCCAUGUCUCAAUUAUUUCUCUUGCAAAUGUUACUUGAAUACAUAAAAAGUGUAAUAUUUGUUUUAGCAUAGCUGAAUGGAUAUCAGGUGCAUUUGUAAUAUCUUUACAUUAAAGCUGAAGUGUGUAAUUUUUAAAACAAAUAAUUCAUAUUGUAAUUAAUAUUAAAAAUGGCUCCUGUCCCAUCUCAAAAUACUGUAAUAUGAUCAGAUAAAUAUAAAGUUAUUUGCAAGUUGAUUUUCCUA